Sitophilus oryzae (rice weevil) is the source of this 1190-nucleotide messenger RNA. RefSeq lists its product as uncharacterized. The coding region runs from base 381 to 1190 and encodes 269 amino acids. The transcript is spliced from 4 exons. The record is from RefSeq and is a predicted model, not a curated record. Lineage: Eukaryota; Metazoa; Arthropoda; Insecta; Coleoptera; Curculionidae.
GUUCAUCAGGACGUAGCGCUACCGCAGCGAUCACUAAUUUUCUGCUGAACGCGCCGAUUAGUUGUGAGCGCUCUGGGAUCAGUCGCCAUUUUUUCCAUCAGAUUUAAAAUACGCUACGCUACCAAUGCAUGAUGGAUUAAACGUCACAUACGCCAAAUGUCACAAAAUGUUUUGGAAAACGAAAAAAACCAUUUUGUUUAUUAUUGUCAAUUAUUGUUCUCGGUCAUAUUCUCGGUUAAAAAUGGGUGAAAAUUUAAUAAGCAUUACUUAUGAUUUUAAUAAUGAAAUAUAUGAGGUGUCAGGCAAUGGAAAUCUCCAUUAUCGACUUCAAAAUGAUUCAAGCUUUUGUGUGAACUAGGUUAACAAAAAAGUCUACAUCAAUGGGUCAAGAAGAAGUUGUGGAGAGAAAUAGAGAAAUAAGUAGCCAAGACCAAGAAUGUCAAGAUCAAGGAAAUAAAAAACAUGCCGGGGACAGCUGCUGUACUCCUGGUAUAAGUACUGGUAUUCAGUCAAUAUUAUGCAAAGAUUCCACUUGCACUGAUGAAUUUAAAUGGACCAAACAAACAACAUUACUGCUUUUAAAUUUAUAUAAAGAAAAAAAUUAUCUUUUUCGAAAUUCUAAAAUUAAAAAUAAAGAUAUUUGGUUGGAAAUUUUAAGAGAAUUUCAAGAACGUGGCUAUUGGUCUAUAACAAUAGAAAUAUUAGACAGAAAAAUGAGGAAUUUAAAAAAAACUUACAAAGAUAAUAAGGAUAAAAAAAAUAAAACAGGAGAAUCAUGUAUAACAUGGGAAUAUUUUGAUAUCAUGGAUGAAAUUUUUUUUAAUGAUAAAACAAUAAACCCUACAUCCACCAUCUCAACAAUAGAAGUGGCUCAAAAUCCUAAUGCGGUCCAUUCAAACUUGGAAGUUGGCCUAGGAGUCAAAAUAUUAAAAAAUAUAGAAAAUAACUCGGAAAAUAAUCAGAAACCAACUUUGCCAAAAACGACAGAAGAAAAGAAAAUCAAUAAGGGCAAAACCUCUUCAACCAGGGUUAAGCACCUUUAUGAUUAUAGAAAAAAAAUUCAGGAAAUAGAGAAUCAGAGGUUAGAAGAGGUAAAAAAGCUCCGAGGGGCCAUAGAGCAAAAUAAUGUGAUUCAACAGGAAAGGAAUGACAUUUUGAAGCGACUCUUACUAAACCAAUCUGAUAGUUAA